This is a messenger RNA of Erigeron canadensis, 1847 nucleotides long. RefSeq names its product casein kinase 1-like protein 3. Gene Ontology annotation, molecular function: ATP binding; protein serine/threonine kinase activity. Bases 156 to 1412 code for a protein of 418 amino acids. The record is from RefSeq and is a predicted model, not a curated record. Gene Ontology annotation, biological process: signal transduction; peptidyl-serine phosphorylation; endocytosis. Gene Ontology annotation, cellular component: nucleus; cytoplasm. The transcript has 15 exons. Lineage: Eukaryota; Viridiplantae; Streptophyta; Magnoliopsida; Asterales; Asteraceae.
AUCUCUCCAAUAAUUCUCUUUGUUCAACUUUAUCUCAAAACAGAAGCUGCAGCAGUAGCAAAGACUUUUGUUUUUUCUGUUAAUUAUAUGUAAUUGUUUUUAUUCAUCUCAAAAACUCAGCCCAUAGAUUAUAUAUAUACAUAUUAUAUAUAUAUAUGGAUAGAAUAGUUGGUGGAAAGUAUAAGCUCGGCCGUAAGAUCGGAAGUGGAUCCUUUGGUGAAAUUUAUCUAGCGACUCAUGUAGAUACUUUUGAAAUCGUCGCCGUUAAGAUCGAGAAUAAUAAGACUAAGCAUCCACAACUUUUAUAUGAAGCUAAAUUAUAUAACAUUCUUCAAGGAGGAAGUGGAAUACCAGGGAUAAAAUGGUCAGGUGUAGACGCGGAAGAUAACGUUUUAGUAAUCGAUUUAUUGGGACCGAGUCUUGAAGACCUUUUUGUAUAUUGUGGAAGGAAAUUUCAGUUGAAAACCGUCUUGAUGUUGGCCGAUCAAAUGAUAACUAGAAUCGAGUAUGUUCAUUCUAAAGGGUUUUUGCAUCGUGAUAUAAAGCCCGAUAAUUUUCUCAUGGGUCUUGGUCGAAAAGCAAAUCAGGUAUAUAUUAUCGACUUUGGGCUUGCUAAAAGAUACCGUGAUGCUACAACCCAUCGACAUAUUCCAUACAGGGAGAACAAGAAUUUAACUGGUACUGCUCGCUAUGCAAGCUGUAAUACUCAUCUUGGAAUUGAGCAAAGCCGACGUGACGAUUUAGAGUCUCUUGGAUACGUACUUCUAUAUUUUUUAAGAGGAAGUCUUCCAUGGCAGGGUCUAAAAGCCGCCACAAAAAAGCAAAAGUAUGACAAAAUAUGUGAGAAGAAGUUAUCAACUCCUAUUGAGGUACUAUGCAAGUCUCACCCAGUAGAAUUCGCAUCAUAUUUCCAUUAUUGUCAUUCAUUGACAUUUGAUCAGCGGCCUGAUUAUGGAUUCUUGAAACGUCUAUUUCGAGAAUUGUUCAGUCGUGAAGGAUUUGAAUUUGAUUAUAUUUUUGAUUGGACGAUCUUGAAGUAUCAACAAUCACAAAAGAGUAAACCUCAGCCACAUGUAUUGCCAGUUCAUGGCGAAAGCAGCAGUGGAGCCAUUCGUAAACAAAUAGAAAAACAGCAAGGAAGCAACAAUGCUACUUAUUCAGCUGAACUAACAAAUCGACCAAGAUCAAACACUGCCACCAGUCCUGAUGUCCGGAUGCAAUUAAAAUCCCCCACUAAUAGAUUAAAUCCCGACAAUCCUCCUGAAAGAAAUGGCUUAAGCUAUUCACAGAUGCCACCAUCUUCAUCUGCUCAGGCUACUGCUCCAAAAAGACACCCCAUAAAACCUGCAGACAAUACGGCUCCUUCUAGCAGCUGGAUUUCUUCGUUGCGCCGCAUUUCUUCUGCCAAGUGAUAUACAGGGUAACUUAUGGUGAAGAUAGCUCAAUCAUAUGGGGAAAGAAUGUUGUGCCAUCUUUCUCUUUUAUAGAAUUCCGUGUUAAAAUGAGAAGCGGUGUAUUUGUCAAUGUGCAUACUGCCAUUUCAGCAGCUUUCUUGACAAGCUUUUGAGCCCCGAUGAAGGAGCAAAGCAUGUUAUGAAUGUAAAUUAAUUGAUUCUUGAUUCAUAAGCUAUUUAUAAAGCUGAAGGUCAUUGAAUAUGAAUACAGAUCUUGGCUUCCAUCCUUUGUAGGGGCGGGUCGAUGUGACAACUAAAAUCCAAACCAACUUGGGUUUUGGCUUCUCGUGUAAUGAAGUGUUCAUUUCUGUUCUUUUUUCGUUUGAUUGCCUAAAAUGUUUCUUACGACUCCUGUGCACAUAGUAUGAUAUGUUCUUUGUUUGAUUUGAUCAA